AUGUCCCAUCUGUCAGACAGUCAAACCGGGUCGGCACGAUCCGGGAGGCAACGCGGGGAGGAGGGUGACGAACGGCGCUCGGGUGCUGGUGGUUGGGCAGUAGGCAAGGCAGUACGCGGAAGAAACCGCGGCAGCCUGCCCAGCGCAAGAAAAAGGCGGAACCGAACGGAAGCAAUCAAAGCCAGCCGCGGCGCUCUCUUGCCAAGUCCCAACCGAGAGCGACGAGUCAUGAUGAUACUGGAAAGCAAAAUCUAUUGGGAUCUUGCCCCAGAGUACAGGUUGGAGAUGACACAUAUGUUUCCAAGGGAAGGUGCCUCAUCUAGCUCAACCUCAAUGAGCAGCCAGAGGAGUGAAACUAAUGAUGAUAGGAUGAUUGCAAUGGUUCUCUCCGAAGAAUAUGCCAAGUUAGAUGGUGCUAUGGCCAAGCGUCUUACUAAUUUAACAUCGAUUCCUCAUGUUCCCCGGAUUAACACGUACUUCCCGACAUAUAGUGAUGCCACUAUGGACCAUUAUCGCCUUCUUGAUAGGCUAAAUGCAUACGGCUUGUUUGAGGUGAGAGUAUCUGGUGAUGGAAAUUGUCAGUUUCGUGCACUCUCGGACCAACUAUAUAGAUCACCUGAUUAUCACAAGCAUGUUCGAAAGGAGAUUGUAAAGCAGCUCAAGGAAUGUAACUCCUUAUAUGAAGGUUACGUUCCAAUGAAAUACAAACAUUAUUGCAAAAAAAUGAAGAAGUCUGGUGAAUGGGGUGACCAUGUCACACUACAAGCAGCUGCAGACAAGUUUGCGGCAAAGAUAUGUCUUCUUACAUCAUUCAGAGAUACCUGUUUUGUUGAAAUUGUUCCUCAAUAUCAAGCUCCACAGAGAGUCCACACUGAGCAAUAUGCUAUUUCAGCAUUAUUAUUAGUUUAUGCAUACACCUUCAUGAUCACUGCACACUUCGCUACAUAG
Messenger RNA from Miscanthus lutarioriparius, 948 nucleotides. Lineage: Eukaryota; Viridiplantae; Streptophyta; Magnoliopsida; Poales; Poaceae. The record is from the annotation of a GenBank genome assembly.